Coregonus sp. 'balchen' is the source of this 4101-nucleotide messenger RNA. The record is from the annotation of a GenBank genome assembly. NCBI's taxonomy places the organism in Eukaryota, Metazoa, Chordata, Actinopteri, Salmoniformes, Salmonidae.
GAAUUCCAGUAUUUUGGGUCAGUCCCCCUGGACAGUGAUUCUCUUCAGUGCUCCCUGGGGGCUGGAACUCUGUAGACAAUCAUUAACUUUGGGAUAGACACUGUUUAUUUAUGGUCUACUCCUUCCAUUUUUACUGCAUCUACCAUUUGAUCAUGAAAUCAUCUCUGACUCUGCUGUGUCUGGUGGUAUGGGUGAAUGUGGAUGCUUCAUCAGCUCAGACUGGUAAGAAUGUGUUUUCCUUCACUUUCUCACAUGCUUGUAGUGACCACAUUGGGUUAGUAUCCACCAAUUGCUCUGUAAGACGCUGACUAGACUAUACAAAGUGAGCAAACAUAAUUGAUGUAUUCACGUUUCUUAUUAUAGCUAAUAACUAAGCUCAUUGUCAAUAUAUAAGUAAGUGAAAUGACAAUUGACCAGCAGAAAAUCUUGCAGACAUAGCAGCGAUUUCUUGUCCAGUGGGGGAUUUCUUGUCCAGGGGGGGAUUUGUUGUCCGGGGGGGGGGGCUGUAUCAGUCCGAUAAUACGGGCGGCAAUGGUCAGGACCAGCCCUGAAUACAAGGGUAGUAAAGGCCUAGUGCACUACUUUUGUGAAUCAUUGUUUUCUUUUUUAUUAUUAAACAAUUUUUUAAUUUAGACUUUUCAGGGGGUGCUGCGGCACCCUCAACACCCCUACUUCCUGUGGCUAUGGUAACAGAAUGUGUCUUUAAAAGGUUUCAAUGCUAAUCUCCAACUCAUGUGUAACCCCAACUCAUCUCCAACUAAUUAAACUGCAGUUGAAUCUCAUAAUUUCUAAUAAUAUCCAUUAUAAUUUAACGUUGUAUUGAUACAGAUCCGAUAAUGUCACAGAACUGAAACUUAUUUGUACUAUACUACUGUAAUAGAAAUGUGUGAUGAUCAGUGAUGUCGAGAGCUUGGGACUAGAGGGUUCUAUUUGCAAAAAGAGGAUUUGGAGAUAAUUGGCUUUAAAGUUCAGAAACCUCAUUGGUUUGAAUGGUCAGCUAAUUUGAUCUUGUAUUCUUUUGAACUUAACAACAUGAAUUAGGGUAUUUAGAAUACUAUAUAGGUAGCGAACACUGAACAGAACAAGGCUGUGUCAAUAACAACACAGAACCUUAUAGUCUCAAGCUCUCGAUUUGUCUAAAGGUUUUUCCUCUGCUCCUCUGUCAGUGUGCACGGGACCUCUUCCGAAUGUGCCCAAUGCCGGGGUCACUGAGGAAAGCAUCAAAGAAGAGUACAAAGAGGGGGCCAUCCUCCUCUUUUCCUGCAACUUUGGCUUUGUACCAGCAGGCAGAACAAGUUAUUUGUGUGAGAAGCAGAAGUGGGUGGUGUUACGUCAGGGGAAAUGCAAGCGUGAGUAUUUCUUUAAAUGUUACAGAUUCGAUAUUGUCUAUAUACAUUUUACAUUUUAGUCAUUUAGCAGACGUUCUUAUCCAUAGCGACUUACAGUUAGUGUAUUUAUCUUAAAGGGUUAGUUUGUGAUUUUGUCAAUGAGGGGAAGAAGAUAAAGGGCCUCAUUGCCAAAAUCAACAUUUUUCAUCAAAUAAAAAAGCUAUAGUAGUAGUUAUGAUUAGCAUAACCCCAUAAUAGCUUAGUUAAUUCAACCCUCUAAAAGAUCUGUUGACACAUCGUUUUCCUGAUGUUUCCUGACAUCUAGCUAAACCAUGUGAGCUCCCUGAGGAAACUGCCAAUGGCCACUACACCAUCCACCUCGGGGAUGACUUUGUCUUUGGGGCCGUUCUCAAAUACACUUGCAAUGAUGGGUAAGUAGUCUAACAAAUUGAUUUUUUCUUUUUAAUUGCGUAAAAAAAAUAAAAAAUAUAUAUUAAUACUUUUUCUUUAGAGUUAAUAGCCCCCACCCCAAUAGCCCUCUGUCCCCCCAAUCGAGCCUGCCUAGUAUGGGGUUGAAUUUAGAACACGGACUAAUGAUGCCGUAGAUUUCAUAAUACUACCUAAUCACUUGACUAAUGUCUCUAGUUAUCAGAUGGUGAGCAAAACGGACAGCAGGACCUGUAUGGUAGCAGGAUGGAGCAACCACCUGCCCAUAUGUGAAGGUAACCACGUAUUCACUGAAUAUUAUAAACUGGGUAGUUUGGCUCCUGGAUGCUGAUUGUCUGAAAGCCAUGGUAUAUCAGACUGUAUACCAUGGGUAUGACCCCCAAAAAAACAUUUUACUGUUCUAAUUACAUUUGUAACCAGUUUAUAAUAGCAAUAAGGCACCUCUGGGGUUUGUGGUAUAUGGUCAAUAUACCACAGCUAAAGGCUAUGUCAAGGCACUCCGCGUUGCAUCGUGCAUAAGAACAGCCCUUAGCCGUGGUAUAUUGGCCAUAUACUGUACCACAACCCCUCGGGCCUUAUUGCUUCAUUAUAGUAUAUAGUAUAUACCACUUUGUACUUGCUUUAUACAACACACAUUACACUUUAACUCCGAGGGUUCAUGAAGUUAUAGGCUAUAGAACACCCUGCAAUGUGAUCUUUCUCUGUAGUGGUGAGUUGUGUCCCCGAGGCUACAGAUGGACGGGUGGUUGUGAGCGGUCUGCCAGAUGAUGGUGGUCUUAUACAGUACGGUCAUGAGCUCAGGUUCAGCUGCCCCAACCCAGAACACCAACUGGAGGGAAACCCACAGGUUGUGUGCGCCGCGGGGGGGAGGUGGAACAGCCGUUUCCCCACCUGUGAAGGUAAACAUUUCACGUUAGCCAAAACUAAGCAAAUCACUUUAUUGACAACAAUAUGUACCUUCAGAUGUUACAUCAGCUGUGCAAAUGAUCUAUUCUAUCUAUUUUUUCCCCUUACAUAAUAGACGUGACUUGUGAAGCUGUGGAGAGGAUUAAUCAUGUGAAUGUGAUAGGAGUUCCCCAAAACAACAGCACCAUGAAGUAUGGGCACAGGUUACAGUUUGAGUGCAGCAACCCUAGCCACGUUCUGAAGGGGGAAUCAGAGGUCGUCUGCUCAACCAAUGGACAGUGGAGUCACUCCUUUCCAAUAUGUGAUGGUAAAUUGUAUUUGUGUUGAUUUAACACAUUGUGAAAGUAAUGGAACACAACCAAGUUAUUUAUUGUUUAAAGUUGAUUUACUAUGACCUCCAACACACACAUAAUUAAGCAAAAUAAAGCAUUUUGGAAAGGGUAGGAACGUUUUCUGGACUGCUAUUCUUGCUGGGAAUGAAAGCAGCUGGGUGCAUUUCAUCACUAGCACUUUUAUGACCUCACUCAUGUCUUCCUAGAGCCCAAGGAUUUCUGUGGACCACCUCCACAUCUCAUUAACGGAGAUACAGUGAACCGUGCCAGAGAACGUUACAGAAACGGAGUAUCAGUUCAUUAUGUCUGCCAGAAAUACUACAUCCUUGAUUCCCCUUCAUCCUACAAGACGUGUAGUGACGGGAUCUGGAUAGGACCGAUGACCUGCCUGAGUAAGUAGCCGUCUAAAAUAACAUUGGCCCAAUUCCUACCCAAUCACUCGCUUGCUAACUCCCCUUUAACGAUGGGAAAGGAUUCAUUCCAGGAAUGGAAUUCAAGUUCAAUUGAUUCAUUAUUAUUUUUAAAUGCAUCUAAAAUUGAAAUGUAACUGUUGAACCAAGCUCCUGAAGAAUUGACAAGUGAUAUUCCUCAAUAAUCUCUAGGUAUAGUUAUAUCAUUAAUUAAAAUUAAAAAAGACUUAAUAUCAGUGGCCCUUGAAGGACACAUUCACAAUGAUUCCUGUACCAUCUUCUCAUUUCAGAACCCUGCACUGUGGAUGAAGAGCUCAUGAAUGCACAGAACAUCCAAUUUAAACAUCCUCCAGAUACAAAUAAACUCUAUGCCACACAUGGGGACCAUAUCACUUUUAAGUGUUCUGGUAAUAGCAGACUUAGCCCAAGUAGUGUUGAUUUGCGUCAGCAGUGUAUAAAUGGGGUCAUGAACUUGCCUCAUUGCCAAUAGUGGAUUCAGCUUACGGGAAGAGAUGGCUACUGGCUUGUUGGACAAACAUGCCAAUGGAUAACCCGUCAAUAGUUUGCUCAAAUUAUUUGUUCUGGGGCUUUGUGUAAACUAAGCAACAUUGAUUUCACAGGAGUUGUUUUUCAUGUCUGUCCGAACUUCAAUAAAGUACCUCUGGUUUUGAAUGCUCA